Messenger RNA from Nannospalax galili (Upper Galilee mountains blind mole rat), 3522 nucleotides. RefSeq names its product toll like receptor 4 (gene Tlr4). NCBI's taxonomy places the organism in Eukaryota, Metazoa, Chordata, Mammalia, Rodentia, Spalacidae. The transcript is spliced from 3 exons. The record is from RefSeq and is a predicted model, not a curated record. The coding region runs from base 282 to 2786 and encodes 834 amino acids. Gene Ontology annotation, cellular component: membrane. Gene Ontology annotation, biological process: inflammatory response; immune response; defense response to Gram-negative bacterium. Gene Ontology annotation, molecular function: protein binding; lipopolysaccharide immune receptor activity; lipopolysaccharide binding.
UGCAGUCUGCAAAUGUUUUCCCCUUCUUGUCCUCCUCCUUGGUCUUCUAACUUCCCCUCCUCUGACAGGGGAGAUAAAUUCUAGAGAAAACAAAACUGAGAAUGCUAAGUUGGCACUCUCACUUCCUCUCACCCUUUAGCCCAGAACAUCUUUGAAUACAGUAACUUCAGAGAGGCACCCACCGGGAGAGAAGAGACCAGUAUCAGGGGACUUUUCCCUGCCCAGGAGUAACAGUUCGUCAUGGUUUCUCAUGGCCUCCGCUGGAUACAGAAAAUGCCAGGAUGAUACCACGCCUGGCUGGGACCCUGAUCCUAGCCACGGUGUUCCUCUCCUGUCAGAAAACAGAAAGCUUCCAUCCCUGCAUAGAGGUUCAUCCUAACAUUACAUACCAAUGCAUGGAGCAGAAGCUCUACAGAAUCCCAGACAACAUUCCUUCUUCAACCAAGAACUUGGAUCUGAGCUUCAACCCUCUGAAGAGCUUAGGGAGCCAUAGCUUCUCUAAUUUCCCAGAACUACAGGUGCUGGAUUUAUCCAGGUGUGAAAUUGAGACAAUUGAAGAUGAUGCGUAUCAGGGCUUAUACCAGCUCUGGAUCUUGAAACUGACAGGAAACCCUCUUCAGAGGUUAGCUCCAGGAAGCUUUUCUGGACUGUCAAGUUUACAGAAUCUGGUGGCUGUGCAGAUAAACCUAGCCUCUCUAGAGAGCUUACCAAUUGGACAUCUCAUAACUUUAAAGAAGCUCAAUGUGGCUCACAAUCUUAUUCAUUCCUUCAAGUUACCUGAAUAUUUUUCCAAUCUGACCAACCUAGAACAUGUGGACCUUUCCAAAAACAAUAUUAAAACUAUUUUCCUUAAAGACUUACAGGUUCUACAUGAAAACCCCCAACUCAAUCUCUCUUUAGACCUGUCUCUGAACCCAAUUGACUACAUUCAACUUGGUGCCUUUAAAAACAUUACUCUCCAUGAACUGACUCUGAGAAGUAAUUUUAAUAAUACAAAUGUAAUGGAAACUUGUAUUGAAAAUCUGGAGGGUUUAAAAGUUCAUCGGUUGAUCCUGGGAGAAUUUAAAAAUGAAAGGAAUGUGGAAAGGUUUGACAGAUCCACCAUGAAAGGAUUUUGCAAUGUGACCAUUGAUGAAUUCCGACUGACAUUUAUGGAUGAGUUCUCAGGGGAUGCUACUGACUUCACAUGUUUAGAAAAAGUUUCUGCACUAUCUCUGGUGAGUCUGUAUAUUAAAAAUCUAAAACACAUUCCUAAAACCUUCAAAUGGCAAUCCUUAUCAGUAAUUAAAUGUAGAGUUGACUCUUUUCCCUCUCUGGUGCUUCCUUUUCUUAAAAGUUUGAUUUUCACUAUCAACAAAGAUGCUAACAGUUUUUUCGAAAUGGAACUCCCAAGCCUUGAGUUUCUAGAUCUCAGUAGAAAUGGCUUGAGUUUCAUGGGUUGCUGUUCCCAUUCUGAUCUGGGUACAACCAGACUGAAGCAUUUGGAUCUCAGCUACAAUGGUGUCAUCUUCAUGAGUUCAAACUUUAUAGGUUUAGAACAGCUAGAAUAUCUGGAUUUCCAGCACUCCACUUUAAAAAAGGCCACCGAAUUCUCAGUGUUCUUAUCCCUUGGCAAACUCCUUUACCUUGACAUCUCACACACCGGCACAAGGAUUGAUUUCGAUGGUAUCUUUCAUGGCUUGGUCAGUCUUAACAUCUUAAAAAUGGCUGGCAACUCUUUCAAGGACAACACCCUAUCAAAUGUUUUCACAAACCUGACUAAUUUGACAUACCUGGACCUUUCUGAAUGUCAGCUGGAACAGGUGUCUCAGGGAGUAUUUGACACACUUCCUAGACUUCAGUUACUAAAUAUGAGUCACAACAAACUAUUGUUAUUGGAUGCACUUUGUUAUAAACAUCUCUACUCACUACAGGUUCUGGACUGCAGUUUCAAUCACAUAGAGACUUCCAAAGGAGAAAUACUUCCACAUUUUCCUAAGAGUCUAGAUUUCUUAAAUCUUACUAAUAAUUCCUUUUCUUGUAUGUGUGAACAUCAGACCUUCAUGCAGUGGGUCAAGGAUGAGAAGCAGCGCUUGGUGGAUGUUGAACAAAUGAAAUGUGCAACACCUUUAGGACUGACCGGCAUGCCUGUGCUGAGUUUUAGGAAUUCCACUUGUCAGAUGAGCAAGACUAUCAUCAGUGUGUCUGUGAUUAGUGUGCUCGUGGUAUUCACUGUAGCAUUUCUGGUCUAUAAAUUCUAUUUUCACCUGAUGCUUAUUGCUGGCUGUAAAAAGUAUGGCAGAGGUGAGAGUACCUAUGAUGCCUUUGUCAUCUACUCGAGCCAGGAUGAGGACUGGGUGAGAAAUGAGUUGGUAAAGAAUUUAGAAGAAGGGGUUCCCCCCUUUCAGCUCUGCCUCCACUACAGAGACUUCGUUCCCGGUGUGGCGAUCGCUGCUAACAUCAUCCAGGAAGGAUUCCACAAAAGCCGGAAAGUUAUCGUGGUGGUGUCUCAGCACUUUAUUCAGAGCCGCUGGUGUAUCUUUGAAUAUGAGAUUGCUCAAACCUGGCAGUUUCUGAGCAGCCACUCAGGCAUCAUCUUCAUCGUCCUGGAGAAGGUGAAGAAAUCCCUGCUGCGGCAACAGGUGGAGCUGUACCGCCUCCUCAGCAGGAACACCUACCUGGAGUGGGAGGACAACAUGCUGGGGAGGCACAUCUUCUGGAGAAGACUCAGGAAAGCCCUGCUGGAUGGAAAAGCGUGGAGUCCCGAGGCAGAUGGUGACCAACACGAAGCAACAACUUCUAUCUAGGGCACUUUUAGCCUUGCUGGGUCCAACACUCAUUCUAUUAACAAGUUUUAAAUGUUGUAGCUUACCAGGGAUUCUGCUGUGGACAGUGAGUGGUUCAGUGGCACCCAAGACUGCACAAGACAGGGAUCCUCAUGGAGCUCACCCUGCAGAGGGAACAAAUAUUGAGCAAAGCUGUACCUUUCAGGUGUAUAUUUUAACUAACCCACACAAAGACUCAUAAUAAAGGAAGUCAAUUCAACUCCUAUCAUAUCAAAGAGAAUGAGAGGAGGCUGAGCCCCAGUGAGAGCAGACAGGGGCUUUGUUCUUACCCUUAGCCUUCUGAAUGGAAGUUACAACAUAUAUUAUGUUUUAGCUACCUUAUAAAAUAAUUUUGUAGUUUCAGCUGAUCUGAGUGUUUGUUUACUUUCCAUUUGUGUAGUGAAUACAAUUUAAAUUCUACUGGAUCUCUCAGAGUAUUCCCGAUUCAAUAUUUCCCUUUCAUUUUAUAUCAUUUUUCUUUUGUAACUAAUUCUUCAGAAAACUUGAUUAAUAUAUGUUCAUAAAUAUCCUAGUCAUUGCCUCAUAUGCUCUAUUUAUUUAAAGUUUCCUAAUAUAUUUUUAUUUUUAUAAAUUCAGUUAUCAUUUUUCAUGUCUUGUCUAUAAACUCAUCAUAAAUAAGGCUGUUAGAGAUAUGCUAGGAAUGCCCAUAUUUAACUGUUUUUCAAGCAAAUUUGUAAAAUAUACUGUCACUUUGUCA